Arabidopsis thaliana (thale cress) is the source of this 1319-nucleotide messenger RNA. RefSeq names its product LOB domain-containing protein 13 (gene LBD13). NCBI's taxonomy places the organism in Eukaryota, Viridiplantae, Streptophyta, Magnoliopsida, Brassicales, Brassicaceae. The transcript is spliced from 2 exons. The record is from RefSeq and is marked reviewed. The coding region runs from base 376 to 1185 and encodes 269 amino acids.
CCGAUACUACUUAUGAUCUGUUCCAAAUCUCGAGCUUACUCAUAACUCGAAUAUUGAUAAUUAAUACCUUAACGUACAAGAGCAGGACAGUAAGACUUCUUUAAACAUAUAGUAUACAAUAUAAUUAAGUAUAGAAGUCUAUAGAUUUUCCCUUUUAAAUAAAGAAAGAUCAUUUAAUUCACCCUAAUGACUCUCCUUAUUAAAGAAACUCUUCUUCUUCUUCCUUGCUUCUCUUCCUCCUCCUCCUCCAUUGAUACUCUAAAAUAAACUUAUAAAUAGCAUGCGUGAAUGUCCCGAGAAAGGUAAAACUAAAUCAACAUAUAUACAUCUAUUUACGAUCUUUUUGAUUGAUAAAUCAAAUCGGUGGUGGUGAAAAUGAUUGGAAACAACAGGGAAGGAUUUGGAGAGUACUACGAGACCGUCAAGAAGAUAAAGAAAGAUCCAGCCUUCGAGACAACGACGGAUCAUGCCGUGAUGGGAAUCAGGAGACAUGUGGCGGUGCCUCCGGGGACAACGUUGAACACCGUAACACCAUGCGCCGCUUGUAAGCUCCUCCGCCGUCGUUGUGCGGAGGAGUGUCCUUUCUCGCCUUACUUCUCGCCGCAUGAACCUCACAAGUUCGCUGCCGUUCAUAAAGUCUUUGGUGCAAGCAACGUCUCCAAGAUGCUUCUGGAAGUGGGAGAGAGCCAAAGAGGAGACGCAGCAAAUAGUUUAGUAUACGAAGCAAACCUAAGACUUAGAGAUCCAAUCUACGGUUGCAUGGGAGCAAUCUCAGCUCUUCAACACCACAUUCAGUCUCUUCAAUCCGAACUCACGACCGUCCGUACGGAAAUCCUACGCCACAAAUACCAAGAAGCCACCACCAUCACUUCUCUCCAAAACAACUUCAACAGCACUACAACAACUUCAUCAGUGAGUUGUGAUCAGCAUGCUCUCGCCUCGGCGAUUCUCCUCCCACCACCACCGCCACCACCUCCUACUCCACGACCACCAAGGUUGUUGUCCUCUCAGCCAGCUCCACCGCCUACGCCACCCGUUUCUUUGCCAUCUCCGUCCAUGGUUGUGUCGUCCUCUUCAUCUUCUAAUUCAUCUGCCACCAAUUCUAUGUAUAAUCCUCCUCCAUCUUCGACGGCUGGAUAUAGCAAUUCUCUGUCCAGUGAUAAUAAUGUUCAUUACUUUGAUUAAAUCAGAAUUCUGUGUUCCUUAAUUUUUUUAAAAUACUAUUAUAGCCCUUAUUAUAAGCUACGAGAUUGAAUGGUGAUCCAUGUUAAAGAUAGGGUUUUCAACUUUUGAUUUAUUUUAUUUUUCAUAUUGAUUAA